Molecule: messenger RNA, 16535 nt
Organism: Hypanus sabinus (Atlantic stingray)
Lineage: Eukaryota; Metazoa; Chordata; Chondrichthyes; Myliobatiformes; Dasyatidae
Gene: ttll11
Product: tubulin tyrosine ligase-like family, member 11
Exons: 11
Coding region: 96-2297 (733 amino acids)
Biological process (GO): microtubule cytoskeleton organization; protein polyglutamylation
Cellular component (GO): cilium
Molecular function (GO): tubulin-glutamic acid ligase activity; tubulin binding
Source: RefSeq, a predicted model, not a curated record
GCCCGCCCGCUGACCGUGGAGGCGAGCCCGUGCGAGCGGCUGCGGUUUGAAAUGGGCCGGCGAGAGCGCGGGCCGCGCGCCCCGUAGCUCGGGACAUGAGUCAGCAGGCGCGCGAGCUGAGCCCGGAGGGCGGCCGGAGCAAGGCGGCGGCGGCGGCGGCGGCGGCCUCCGCCCUCUUCCCGCCGGCGGCCCGCAAAACGCUGGCCUCCCUGGCCAAGGAGGCGUCGCGGCGGCGAGCGCAGAAGGCGGAGCAGGGCGGGCAUGGCCGCCCGCGCAAGAGCAAGCGCACGGUGACGGUGGACAGCUCCAGGGCCAAGACGUCGGCCGAGGCACUCAAGAUCUGCAUCCAGCAACUGAAGUGGAAGGAGUUUCCAACAGGACGUCACUUCUGUGACAUCUAUUGGCAUGGAGUGUCUUUUCAUGAUGGUGAAGUUAGUUGCUCAAGUCUAGUCAACAAAUACCCAGGAAUGAUGGAAAUGACACGUAAAGUCAAUUUUAGUCGAGCGGUUCGAACGAUGCAGGAAUUAUUCCCUGAUGAAUACAAGUUUUAUCCUCGUUCUUGGAUUUUGCCAGAGGAAUACCAAAGUUUUGUAGAUCAGGUACGUUUGUCAAAAGAAAAUGAUUCUUCCUGGAAACCCACCUUCAUUGUGAAGCCAGAUGGAGGAUCCCAAGGUGAUGGAAUCUACCUUAUUAAGGAUUCUAGUGAUAUCCGAAUGUUGGGCAACCUCCAUAGCAAGCCAGCUGUUGUGCAAGAAUACAUCAGCAAGCCAUUUCUGAUCGACAGAUUGAAAUUUGACAUUCGAUUGUAUGUCUUACUCAAAUCAAUUGAUCCUUUGGAGAUCUACAUAGCAAAAGAUGGAUUGUCAAGGUUCUGUACUGAGCCUUAUCAGGAGCCUAACAGCAAAAAUUUUCAUCGUGUAUUUAUGCAUUUAACAAACUACUCUCUGAAUGUCCACAGUGGAAAAUUUGUCCAUUCUGACAAUGUAAACACAGGAAGUAAAAGAACUUUCUCAAGUAUUCUGGCUAAGCUCUCUCUCAGGGGCUAUGAUGUGAAGAAAAUAUGGUCAGAUAUUAUUACAUUAGUGAUCAGGUCUAUUAUCGCACUGAUUCCUGAAUUAAAAGUUUACCAUCAAAUGUAUAUUCCUCCAGGAAAGCCUGGGCCUACUUGUUUUCAGAUACUAGGAUUUGAUAUUCUCCUCAUGAAAAACAUGAAGCCUGUUUUACUGGAAGUGAACGCUAAUCCUAGCAUGAGAAUAGAACAUGAACAGGAGGUUCUUCUAGUCUGCUGGCGUUCACGUACAUCUUUUCUGCGUCCUUUCCAGUUUAACCAGAUCUUUCCUAUAACGAUUUCUCCAGGAGUGUUUGAAUAUGUUCCCAGUCCUGUGGAUGAAGAAAUUAAAGUGGCCGUCAUUAGAGAUACACUUCGUUUGGUAGAUCCAACAUUUAAAAAAUACAACUACUAUCAGUCACACUCUACUGAAUAUUCAGCAGAAAAUGACAGAGAUGAUGUAACUGAAGCUGAAGCACAAAGAAAGACUGAGUCUUCGUCUGGCACAGAACAGAAUUGUCCUCCCCUCUGCCUGAAGCAGGUGUUUCCUAAGUACACUAUACAGUUCAGCUACCUGCUCAUUGUGGAACGGAUAGCACUACUAUUUAUCAGAUUCCUGGGCAUUAGAGGGACAAUGAAACUUGGUGCAACUGGGUUUCGGACCUUCAUUAGGACCUGUAAACUCAGCAAUAGCAACUUGCCCAUGGCAUCUGUUGACAUAUUAUACAUUGAUAUUGCACGUCGAUGGAACGUCAUUUGUGGAGAUCGAGGGGAGUCUGGUAUGUGCUUACAAGCGUUCAUGGAGGCCGUCUUCCACAUGGCACAGAGGAGGUACAAGACCCCACCACUUCGAGAACAAGUUGAGGCGCUGGUCAAUUUUUGUGAAUAUCAGUUAGAAACACUGGAUGAAAAGCACUUUAUGUACAACCGUGCAACAUCGGACCAAAAACCUAGCUUGACUUUGUGUCACCCUGAAACACCUCGCACACGUACUGCUGGUAAUGUGCACUUAUUAAGUCGUGGGAGCAUUUCCAAUAGAUCACUGCCAUCACCAUCACCUGCAUCGGUGGAUAAACAGCAUGUAAAAUCAAUGAAUCGAAGAGUAACUGUAUGCUCACCAGUAGCUUCCAAAAGGCAUAGUCGACGGGGCAUUCCAGGCUGCAGAUUUUGUCGUAACAGCUACCAGAGCUGCUCCAUUAUUGGCCUGGAUGAUGUGUGUUCUCAACGGGUCAAGCUGACACAAAUUUAGUAUCUUUUUGCAACAUGACGCUUUAUGUAGUAAUUCAAAGCAAGAAUGGUAGGCCCCUCUCCCCUCCACUCUGCUUUCCCAACCCUUAUGCCCAAGAUUUACCUCAAAGGCUCAUUUUUAGACAGUUUCAAUAGGAAGUUGAUCCUCUACCUCUAGGGUAUCUAGUGCUUAAUAAAUUAUUUCAGACACAAUUCUACCUUAGCUAGCUUAUCUGCAUUUCAUAAUUUGAAUGGUGACUGCUUAUUUAGAAGUAAAUUUAAACAAACAUUUGAAAUAGACUUCUUAUUCAGUUCUCAUUCUAAAUAAAUUGCAUUUACUAUAAAGAGCCUGCCACUGGCUUCUGGCCCUAAAUCAUUUACAUGGUAUUUUAAAAUAAAUUUCAUAGUGGUUGUUUUCUGUUAUAGGCAUGAGCCUGUGUGUAAUAAUUAUUAGUAUCCUCUUAUAUUCAGUGACCACCUGUACAUCUGCUUGUUAAUGCAAAUAUCUAACCAGCCAAUCAUGUGGCAGCAACUCAAUGCAUAAAAGCAUGCUGUCGUGGUCAAGAGGUUCAGUUGUUGUUUAGACCAAACAUCAGAAUGGGAAAGAAAUGUGAUCUAAAUGAUGGCCCAUGGAAUGAUUGUUGAUGAGAGAAGUGUUGUUUUGGGAACUUAGAAACAGCUGGUCUCCCAGGAUUUUUAUGCACGAUAGUCUCUAGACUUUACAGAAAAAAAAACAUCCAGUGAGCAGCAGUUCUGUAGGUGAAAAUGUCUUGAGAGGUGAGGGAAGAUUGGCAGACUGGUUCAAGCUGAUAGAAGGAUGACGGUAACUGAAGUAACCACAUGUUACAACAGUGGUUUGCAGAAGAGCAUCUCUGAAUGCACAACACAUCGAACUUAGAAGUAGAUGGCCUACAGCAGCAGAAGGCCAUGAACAUACACUCCGUGGCAAUUUUAUAAGGUACAGGGGGUACCUAAUAAACUGGCCAUUGAAUGCACAUUCCAAUAUUUCCUACCGGUGAAAUCAAAUAGCAGACAUGUUACAGUAUUUUUAAAAUUCACUUUCUUAUGUCAACAGUUUGCCAGGUGAGCACUGGCAUAGAGACUUUUGUGUGAAUAUGAGCUUUUUUUGUGCAAAAAUCCUUAAAUAUUAAAAUUGAUUUGGCUAGAAGUUGGGAUGGCACAGUAGCACAACUCUUAGCACAAUACAGGCGACCUGGCUUCAAUUCCCAUUGCUGACUGUAUGGAGUUGUAUGUGAAUUUCAGCCGGGUGUUCCAGUUUUCUCCCACAGUCCAAAGACGUACUAGUUAAUAGGUUAAUUAGUCAUUGUAAAUUGUCCUGCAAUUAGGCUAGGAUUAAAUAGGGGGAAUUGCUGGGUGGAGUGGCUUGAAAGUUCAAAAGUGCCUACUCCAUGCUGUAGCUUAAUUAAAAAAACAUUUUAAAAAACUACUAAAGAUGAAACGAAAAAAAAUAAAUCACAACUGUAUUGCUGUUACAUUUGUUCAUCCACUAUUAAAUGUGAAGGAAGUGGACUGAGUAAUGUAAUACAUUUAUUAGGCAUCAUCUGCUAGAAACAGUUAUAUCUAAUCUCCGCUGUUUGUUAUUUUUAUAAUUUAGUGGUACAAUGCUCUACUUAUUCAAAUAAUAGAAUAAUAAACAAGAAAAUGCACACUUAAUAUUGCACUAGAGAAGAUUCUUAUUUUUUGUAAUGAAACCAAUUGGUUGUUAGACAUUGAUUUAAGAAUUUAGAAUAUAAAGUUACAAUUAAAAAAUCUCCUGCAGCCUAUUGCACCGCUAUUUGCAUUUUAAUUAGUGUAAGGGACUGCCUGUCUGAUCAUUAAAGCCUACGCUGACACUGUGUUCUUAUUUUGGGUACUAAUGCAGAACUUCAGCUUACCCAUCCUUAGUACUGACAUAGAACCUGCUGCUGCAAACUCAAGUGCAGUGAAAAUAAAGCUCCAUAAUUCAGAUAGUGGUAGCAACAAUAUUGAACCUUCAUAUAUCAUCCAAUGUUAAUAAGCAGCAGAUAUAGUAAAAGAGUCAGUGAAAAGCAUUUAAUCUGCUGCUUGUUCAUUCUCUAAGAUGAACAGUAACAUGAUAUAAACUGGAACAAUGUGCCCUGAAAAAUUACCUUUUUUUUCAAAUUAGUCUUCUUUAGGGAAUUGAUUAAUAACAGUUCAAGCGGCUAUUGACGGUAAAUAUUGAGGGGUUACAGCAUUUUGAAUAGUUAUUUCCAGAUUUGGCUAUGAGUGCACCAUAGAUGAACCUUGUCUUCAAUGUGCUGAAGUCAUAGUGCUAUAUCCUCCCCAUAUAUUUUCUUGCAUUAACAUAUAAAUACUACACAGCAACCAGCAACAGGGAGCAUAGUGGACUUCUUUGAGUACAUUUACAUGGAGCACUGCCACAAGAAGGCAGCAUCCAUCAAAGAUCACCAUCAUCACCUUGCUACCACCAGUGGGCAGAAGGUACAGGAGCCUUUGGUCCCACACUACCAGAUUCAGGAAUAGUUAUUACCCUUCAACCUUCAGGCUCCUGAACCAGCAUGGAUAACUUCACUCACCACUACUGUACACUGAUUCUAUGACCUACAGAAUCACCUUCAAAGAUGCUUAACAGCACGUAUUCUCAGUAUUUUUUGUUCACUCAGUUUGUUUUCUUUUGCUCAUUGCAUGUCAGUCUUUGUGUAUAGUUUGGUAGAAUUCUAUUGUAUUUUAUUUUUCCCGUAAAUACCUACAAGAAAACAAAUCUCAAGGUAGUAUAUAGUAACAUAUAUGUACUUUGAUAAUAAAUUUACUUUGAACUUGAGUCUAUCACUAUCACCCUCAUACUACAUCUAGUGAGAUUAUUUCAAAUUUCAAUGACUUAUUAGCAAAGUAUAUAUAUAUCACCAUAUACAAACCCUGAGAUUUGUUUUCUUGCAGGCAUACUCAGUAAAUCCAAGAACCAUAAUAGAAUCAAUGUGUAAAAGGCAUCAAGCUGUGCAAAUAACAAAAGAGAAAAAUAUAAUAAUAAUAAUAAUAAUAAUAAAGCAAUAACUAUUCAGAACAUGAGAUGAAGGAAGAGUCCUUGAAAGUGAAUCCAUAGGUUGUGAGAACAGUUCACUGUUGGGGUGAAUGAAGUUGAGUGAUGUUAUCCCCGGUGGUUCAAGAGGCUGAUGGUUGAGGGGUAAUAACUGGUCCGAAACCUGGUCUGUGAGUCCUGAGGCUGUUGUAGCUUCUUCCUGAUGGCAGCAGCAAGAAGAAAGUAUGGCCUUGGUGGUGGGGUCCUUGAUGAUAGAUGCUGCUUUCCUGCGACACUGCUCCAUGUAGAUGUACUCCAUGGUGAGAAGGGCUUUACCCAUAAUGGACUAGGCUAUAUCCACUACUUUUUGUGGGAUUUGCUGUUCAAGGGAAUUAGUAUUUCCAUAUCAGGGCUUGAUGCAACCAGUGAAUAUACUCUUCACCACACGUAUAUAGAAGUUUGUCAGAAUUUUAGAUGUUAUGCCUAAUCUUUGCAAACUAGCAGAGGAGGACUUUCUCGGCCUGUAGUUUCAAAUUUCCUUCGAUGAGCCUGUUAACAUGUCAGAAUAUUCCUUGAAGGAAAUUUAAAUAAUAAGGUUUUGAAAUCAAUAAUGUGUGAGCUUUCUGGGCAGACAAAGUAUCAUUUGAACUUUUGAGCAAUUUUUUGGUGGCUUGAGUCUUGAGGUAUUUAGAAAAAGUUAUUUCUUUCACAAUAAAGCAAAAAAGGUUUAGGCCUUUAAAGUCCUAUCUUUCUACAGCACAACUUGCUCAAUGCACAAAAAGUGGAAUUCUCAAAGGAGGAGAAUGGCAUUUGUUGUGAUUGAUAGCAUGCCAUUAAAAAUGAUUCUCACUAGCUUUCAUCUUGUGAUUGCUAAGGUACACAUUCAAGCUUGUGGAAGAAUUUAUUUCUACUUGAAACAUAGAUUUCACUGUCUCUGCCUUCCCUAUACAAAAUUACUUUACCCACUGCUUGAAAUAGCCAUCUGUUCUGUUUUCAAAAGGUGGAUUUACAGCCUGCCAGUGACAAAAUGACACUUAGAAAGCAGGUUAUUGUUCUUGAGUUUCAUUGUGAAUUAUACUCACAGAACCAGUUGACAUUAUUCCAACCUUUUCUAAUUAAUUGAAUGCUAGUUAGCUUUUAACUUCAAAGCUCAAAACUCCUCAUUUCUGCACUUACGGAAAUAAAAAAAAUAUUAUUUAGUAUCUUUAGCUAUUUAUUUAAAUACAUAAAUAUACAUGAAUAAUAGCUAAAGAUAUCAGCUCUUAUAACUUUAUCAUGUUUACAAGAUGUUAUCAGAUCAAAAGGACUGCUCCAUAUAAAAAUAAAUGUAAACUAAUUAUUAAAGUUGUUUUUGUUCUGCACUUGAAAGGAUUUUUAGAAUAAGAUUAAGAUCCUAAGUUUAUUUUAGAAACUUCAGUUUACUUAGGGAUAUUUUAUUUGGCUUAAUACAUUUGACCCUGAUACAACAAAGGCCUGGGUUGCAUGCGGUUACUUAGUGGAACAGCAUGGUGGCAUAGCGGUUAGUGCAAUGCUUUAUACACCAGCAGUAAGAUCUGGAUUUGAUUCCCAUCACUGUCUGUAAGCAGUUUGUACAUUCUUCCCAUGAUCAUUUGGUUCUUUUGCCAGUGCUCUGGUUUUCUGCCACAUUCCAAAGAUGUAUGGUUGAAGUUAACGUGGUGUAGACAUGCUACAUUGGCGGCAGAAGCAUGGUGACACUUGCAUGCUGCUCAGCACAACCCUCACUGAUUUGACUUGACGCAAACGAUGCAUGCCACUGCAGGUUUCCGUGUACAUGUGACAAAAAAAUAAAGGAAAUUUAAUUUUAUUAUACAACAUUACAUCAUCUGGGUCUGCUACAAAUUAGGCAUUAAUCAGAUUCCAUUACAAAUCAGAUUUGAAUUGAGACUAGAAACUACCAGAGACAGGAUUUUGAGAGGAAUUCUUUGAACAACCUUGCAUUGCUCUUGAUUUUGAGAAUAUACUGCUUUAAUGGAAUUGGAACAGGAAACGUGCAAAAACUCUCACUUUGUGAGGAUCUGGAUGUCCCUGUAUAGGCCAGCUUUUAUAUGUCACUCCCUUACUGACUCUUGAACUGUGUGGCCUAACAGGCCGUUAAAAAGCCAACUACAAGCCAGACAAAAAGAUUUUUUCCUAAAUGUCAGAUGGUGGUUUCUUGGUUGUCAUUGCUGAUAAUCAGCUUUUAAAUUCCUAUAAAAUAGAUUUUAAUUCCAUAGCUGCCAUUGUGAUAUUCUGGCAAAAGCUUCCACACCUAAAAAUUCACUGGUCCGGGCAGAAAUCUAUUAUUUUAAUAUCUAUGCCAGUGAGUUCUUGCUUAGAGCUGGUACCAUGCGUCUACAUGCUGCUUUUUUGACCGAUAAGGUGGAGUUAUCUCCUAUUGAGCUUACAAGAUCUCUAUAUGAGCAUAGCUGAUUAUUUCCAUUAAGACUAGCAGUCACAUAUAAUUCAUGGCUUGGUAUCUGAUAUAAGAAGUGCACAUUUUGAAGUGUCUCGCUUUCUGUAAAUGCUACAACAAAAAUUUGAAAUCUGACUUGAAAAUAAAAAUGCCAACAUUACUUUUAUAGUGAGGCAGCAUAUGAGGAGACAGAAGAUAAUUAAUAUUACAGGUUGCAUCAGAACUAUCAUCAACGUAGAAUAUCAACUGUUUACUUACAGAUGCUGCUAUUUACAGCAGUUUCAGCUUUCAUUUUUUUUAUUUCUAGCAUCAUUUUGUGAAGUGGGAUUAAUUUUAAUUGGUGCAUUUUCUAGUAACAGGGUUAUAAUAUCCAUUAAAAAUGGGGAAGUAGAUUUAACUCUGAUGAUGCAACCAAGGGAUUGGUCAGACAACCUGUACGUUUUGGAAAUGCAGAUACCAUUUACGCACUUCACUUUAUUCUGACUACCUCCACCCACACCCUCCUCUACUUUUAGUUCCGAUGCAGGGUUUUGUCCCAGUGUGUUGACAAUUCCUUCACCCUCCCCCACCACAGAUGCUGAUCGACCUGCUAUCUUCCUCCAACAGAUUGUUUGUUGCAUUAUGCUCAUUGAGAUUCUAACAUAAUGGACAAUUUAGAUUUGAAAUAUUAGAGUGCAAGCCAUGCAAAAAUCAUCUAGAUUGAUGCUGCCCUAAGAUCCCACAUCUGUUCAGUCACCUAUCCACUAAGCACAGUCAGAAAAUUCUGGAAGAUCUCCAGAUGUCAAGGUGAAUUUACUGUACAGCAAGUGAAAAGCAAAAAAUAAUGUAGGAUAUGGAAAUCUGAACUAAAAACAAGAGGCUAGGCAGAAUCUGAAGAGACAGAAAGAAUUAAUAUUUCAGGUCAAACGUUCUUUAUUAGAAUGAGGUUUAAUAUCACUGGCAUAUGUCGUGAAAUUUGUUAACUUUGCAGCAGUACAUUGCCAUACAUAAUAAUAAAAACUGUAACUUAUAGUAAGAAAUAUAUGUAUAUUUAAAAAGUUAAGUAAGUAGUGAGAGAAGAAAAAGAAAAAGUAGUGAGGUAGUGUUCAUGGGUUCAAUGUCCAUUCAGAAAUCGGAUGGCAGGGGGAAGAAGCUGUUUGUGAACCAUUGCCUGUGUGCCUUUAGAUUUCUGUACCUCCUCCCUGAUGGUAGCAAUGAGAAUAAGGCUGGGUGGUGGCAGCCCUUAACGAUGGAUGACUUCUUUUUAAGGCAUCUCUCAUUGAAGAUGUCCUGGAUGCUGGGGAGGCUAGUGCUCAUGAUGGAGCUGACUGAGUUUACAACUUUCUACAGUUUAUUUUGAUCCUGAGCAGUGCCCCCCCACACCAGAGAGUGAUGCACCCCCCAUUCGAAAUCCAGGGCAGUGCCCCCUAUACCAGAUGGUGAUACAGCCAGUUAAAAUGCAAGUAAAUAAGCAUGUUUUAUGAUGUAGAGGAGGAGGGGUGGAAAGAGCAAUUCUCUGUGAUAAGGUGGAGACCAAGUCUGUCCAGGUAUCAGAAAUACUGUUGGUGACUGUGUUUCACAGAAUUUAUUACCUCCACUUCUUUCUGUCCUUUCCACCUCAUUGAUGACACCUCAGAUUUGAUUACAGGUCUGCAGCCAUUGUUCUCACUAACCAGCAGUGUAGUCAGAAAUAAAUUGCAUCAUGAGCCAGUAACUGUGAUUACUCAAUUUACAGCUCAGAGUGGGGUUCAUAGCCCAGUGUUUUACUUAAAAGCAGGUUUGUCAGCAUUAGUAAAGUUCAAAGUAAAUUUAUUAUCAAACUGUGUAUGUCACCAUGUAUUGCCCUGAGAUUCAUUUUCUUGCAGGCAUUUGCAGAACAAAGACAUGUAAUAGAAUCAAUGAAAAAUCACACACAAAAUCUGAUAAAGAACCAAUGUGUAAAAGAUGACAAACUGUGCCAAUGAAACAAAUAACAGUAACAAUAGAUAAACAAGCAGAUAAAUAAUACUGAGGACAUGAGUUGUAGAGUCCUUGAAAUUGAAAUCGUAAGUUGUGGAAUCCAUUCAGUGUUCAGUGAGUGAAGUGAGAAAAGGUAGAAUAGUCAAGAUUUUCAGCUGGAGCCUUUGAUUUUAUGGAUGCAGAAAGAACAUCGCUGAACAUUGAUGGCUCCUCGGUAGAGAUCGUAAAGAGCACCAAAUUUCUUGGUGUUCACUCGGACAAUCUCACCUGGUCCCUCAACACCAGCUCCAUAGAAAAGAAAGCCCAGCAGCAUCUCUACUUUUUGCGAAGGCUGAGGAAAGUCCAUCUUCCACCCACUAUCCUCAUCACAUUCUACAGGGGUCGUAUUGAGAGCAUCCUGAGCAGCUGCAUCACUGCCUGUUCGAAAUUGCACCAUCUCGGACUGCAAGACCCUGCAGCGGAUAGUGAGGUCAGCUGAGAAGAUCAUCAGGGUCUCUCUUCCAGCCAUCACGGACAUUUACACUACACGCUGCAUCCGCAAAGGAAACAGCAUAAUGAAGGACCCCAUGCACCCCUCAUACAAUCUCUUCUCCCUCCUGCCGUCUGGGAAAAGGCUCAGACUAUAUAACAGUUUCUUCCCCCAGGCUAUCAGACUCCUCAAUACCCGAAGCCUGGACUGACAACUUGCCCUACUCUCCUGUUUAUUAUUUAUUGUAAAUGCCUGCACUUUUUUUGUGCACUUUAUGCAGUCCUGUGUAGGUCUGUAGUCUAGUGUAGCUUUCUCUGUGUUGUUUUUUCAUUACGUAGUUGUCUAUUUUUUUGUACUGUGUCAGGUAAACCAUGGUCCUGAAAAACAUUGUCUCAUUUUUACUAUGCACUGUACCAGCAGUUAUGGUCGAAAUGACAAUAAAAGUGACGACUUGACUUGACUUGACCUGGUCUUUAUUUGCCAUUGUUUGCCAGUUCUCAUUCAGAAUGUCAUAGCUUGCUGUUGUUUUGAAUUUUGUGCCACCUCAUUCCUUGAUAUUGCCCUAUAUUUAAAUAUUUAAAGAUACAUACAGCACAGUAACAGGCUCUUAUGGCCCAACAAGCCUAAGCCGCUCAAUUACAUUCAAGAUUCACUGAACCAUUCCCACAACCUAUGGACUCACUUUCAAGGACUCUUCAUCUCGUGUUCACAAUAUUUAUUGCUGAUGUUUUUUCUCUUUCAUAUUUGCACUGUUUGGUGUCCUUUGCACAAUGGUGUUCGUCUGUGCUGAUGGAUGUGUUCUUCCACUGAUUGUAUUGUGUUUCUUGGAUUUAUUGGGUAUGCCUGCAAGAAAAUGAAUUGUAUAUGAUGACAUAACUGUACUUUGAUAAUAAAUUUACUUGGACUUUCACCCAUGUGACCAAUUAACCUGCAUCUUUGGAAUGCAGGAGAAAACCGGAGCACCCGGACAUCACAGGGAGAACAUACAAACUUCUUACAUAUCCCCUCGGUGAACACCAAUGUUCUCAUGUAGACAGUAUGAAGAUAAAGCUUUGAACUAAAUUUCAUUUACUUCCAUCCAGAAUAUUAAUGUUUCUGUCGCGGAGCUUUAAGGCGAUUCACACUUCAGAAACGGAAUUAUCGUUUGUUUCCUUCCUUUUCAGAUUCUCAUUAAUUCAUUUUCACUUUUACUUCACAAUAGAUUUCCUGAUGAUCAACAUUUCUGACAAGUCAUACGAUCAAAAUUUAAGAGUGAGCAUUAAAUCAAUAAUUUGAAUAAUGAUUCUGAUUAUUUUCUGACUUUUCAAAAUAACUUAUUGAUCAAUUCCCUUAGUGUUCAAGUUGUUUGAUUGCUGAGAUAAUCAUUUGUGAUUAUGGCAUACAUUUUAACACAUUGCACUUGAAUUAUAAACUUCGUUUACAUAUUCAUCUGAAAUUUUAAGUUCAUGCUCACUAUUUCCUUACAAACUUAGGACAAGUACAUGCAACACACAAAAUGCUGGAGGAACUCAGCAGGCCAGUCAGCAUCUACAGAAAAUAGUAAACGGUCGAUGUUUUGGGCCGAGACCCUUUAUCAGGACUGAAGAAAUAAAGAUGAGGAGUCAGGGUUAGAAGGUGGGGGGGAGGGGAGGAAGAAACACAAGGUAAUGGGUGAAACCAGGAGGGGGAGGUGUGAAAUAAAGAGCUGAGAAAUUGAUUGGUGAAAAAAAUACAGGGCUGGAGAAGGGGGAAUCUUAUAGGAGAGGAUAGAAGGCCAUGGAAGAAAGAAAAGGGGGAGAAGCAUCAGAGGGAGGUGAUGGGCAGGUAAGGAGAUAAGGUGAGAGGGAAAUGAGAAUGGGGAAUGGUGAAGGGAGGACAUUACUGGAAGUCUGAGAAAUCAAUGUUCAUGCCAUUAGGUUAGAGGCUGCCCAGACAGAAUAUAAACUGUUGCUCCUCCAAACUGAUUGUGGCCUCAUUGCGGCAGUAGAGGAGGCCAAGGACUGACAUAUCGGAAUGAGAAGUGAAAUUAAAACGGAUGACCACUGGGAGAUUCUGCUCUUUCUGGCAGACUGGUAGGUGCUCUGCGAAGCGGUCUCCCAAACUACGUUGGAUCUCACUGAUACAUAGGAGGCCACACCGGGAGCACUGGACACAGUAUAUGACCCCAGCAGACUCACAAGUGAAAUGUCAUCUCACUUGGAAGGACUAUUUGGUAGUCCUUACUAUCUGAAUGGUAGUGAGUGAGGAGGUAUAGGGGCAGGUAUAGUACUUGUUCCACUUGCAAGGAUAAACGCCUGCAGGUAUAUCAGUGGGGAGGGACGAAUGGACAAAGGAGUCAUGUAGGGAGCAAUCCCUGCAGAAAGCAGAAAGUGGUGGGGUGGAGGGAAAGAUGUGUUUGGUGGUGGGAUCCCACUGGAGAUGAAAUGGGAUAGGACAAGUGCAUGCUUCCCUGAAAUCACAGGCAGACAGGGUGGAGAAGCCGGCUUUGGGCAUGCUGGUCUUCAUCAGUCAAAGCAUUGAAUGUAUAAGUCGGGAUGUUAUUGAAGCCACAUUUGGAACAUCAUGUUCAGUUUUGGUUACCCUCCAAUAGGAAAGAUGCCAUUAAGCUAGACAGAGUGCAGAGGAGAUUUACAGGAAUGUUGGUAGGACUUGAUGGACUGAGUUUGAAGGGAGGUUGAGCAGGUUGGGACUUCUUUCAUUCAAGUGUCAGAGAAUGAGGAAUGAUCUUAUACAGCUACAGUAUAAAUUAAACUAGUAAAUUGUCUUUUUAUUGUUCCACAUAUGCCUUGAAUGCCAUUCAUACAGAUCAAUUCAUUGCUCAUUGCUCGGUGUCUCAGAAAGGCAGCGUGCAUUGUUAAGGACUUCCAGUACCCAGGGCUUGCCCUUUAUUCAUUGUUACCAUCAGGUAGGAGGUACAGAAGCCUGAAGGCACACAUUUAGUGAUUCAGGAAUAGCUUCUUCCUCUCUGCCACUUAAUUCCGAAAUGGACAUUGAACCCUUGAACACUACCUCAGUUUUUAAUAUAUAUUAUUUCUGUUUUUGCACAAUUUUUAAUCUGUUCAAUAUAUGUAUACAGUAAUUUAUUUAUUUAUUUAUUUAAAGUAUUUUUUUUUUCUUCUAUAUUAUGUAUUGUAUUGAACUGCUGUUGCUAAGUUAACAAAUUUCAUGACACAUGCCGAUGAUAAUAACUCUGGUUCUGAUCCUGAGAUGGUACAAUAACAGAGACCAGAAUGCAGAAUAAAGGAUCGUAGUUAUAGACAAAGUGCAGUGCAGGUAGACAGUAAGGUGCAAGGCCAUUACAGAGAAGGUUUGGAACCUUUCAAUAAUCUUAUCACAGCAGGAUAGCUGUCCUUGAGCCAGCUGAUACAUGCCUUCAGAUUUUUGUAUCUUAAGCCUGAUGGGAGUGGAGAGAAAGGAGAAUGCCAGAGUGGAAUUUUUGAUUAUGUUGGCUGCUUUACUGAGCCAGAAGUCUAAAUAGAUUCCAUAGAGAGGAAGUUGGUUUCCACUAUUUACUGAGCACUUCACUACUCUCUCCGAUUUCUUAUUGUUACAGGUAGAGCACUUGCAUGCCAAUUCAUGAUGCAUCCAGAUGGUGCAUUGAUAAGAAUUGGUGAGGAUCAAAGGGAACGAGCUAAAUUUCUGUAGCCUCCUGAGGAAGUGGAAGUGCUGAUGAGCUUUCUUAGCCUUGGUAUUAAUAUGGUUGCACAGGCACUUGGUGAAGUUCACUCCGAGGAACUUUAAGUUCUGAAUCCUCUGAACCUCAGCACCAUUGACAUAAACAGCACCACCCAAUUUCCUGAAUUCAAUGACCAACUCUUCUGCUUUGCUGACACUGAGGGAAAGGUUGUCAUGAGGGGCAUAGACAGAAUCAGUAUGCACAUUCUUUUUUUCUCAGGUUGGGGAAUAAAAAUUAUGGGGUAUAAGUAGAAAGAGAGAGUUAGUAGGAAUCCAAGAGGCAACAUUUUACCCAGAUGGUGGUCAAUAUAUAUAUAUCAGAGGAAGUGAUUGAAGCAAGCACAUUAGUACCAUUUAAAAGAUAUGUGGAUAAGUACAUGGAUAAGAAAAGGAUAUGGACCAAACACAAGCGAAUGGGACCAGGUAAGAUGGGAAUCUUGGUCAGUAUGGGCCAGGUGCUUUCUCCAUCCUGUAUGACUGACUUCUCAAAAUAUUCUCAGAUCUGUACUGUUCUUUAACUGUAGAUUAAAAAUUAUAAAACAACUUUUUGAUAGAUGACAAGUAGAACAGUACAGGCCCUUCAGCCUAUGAUGUUAUUGUGACCCUUUAACGUACUCCAAGAUCAAUUGUACUCUUCCCUCCCACACAGCCCUCUAUUUUACUUUCACCAUGUGUUUAUCUAAGUCUCUUAACUGUCCGUAAUGUAUCUGCGCCUAUCACUCUGUAAAGAAAACUAACUCUGACAUCCCCUAUACUUUCCUCCAAUCACCUUAAAGCUGUGCCCUCUCAUAUUAGCCAUUUCCGUCCAAAAAGGGUCUGGUCCACUCAAUCUGUGCCUCCUAUUAUCUUGUAUGUCUCUAACAAGUUCACCUCUCAUCCUCCUCUCCACAGGGAAAAACCUUAGCUUGUUCAGCCUAUCCUUAUAAGACAUGCUCUCUAAUCCAGGCAGCAUCCUUAUAAAUCUCUUCUGCACCCUCUCUAAAGCUUCCACAGCUUUCCUAUAGUGAGGAGAACACAAUUCUCCAAGCAUGGCUUUUUAGGGCUGCAACAUUAGAUCAUGUUUAUGUUUUCAGACUGGACAGACUAAUAAAAACACAAGAAAUUCUGUAGAUGCACUCUCGUGUGUAUUUAAUCAUCAGAAAAGCUCUUUGAACUGAGGAUAUGGUCUUCAGUUUGUUACUGCAAGCAGUAACUAUUUUGGGCUAAUAGAAAGUAGAGAGAUCUUGUCUGUGAACCUUACCACGUGAACUCUAUUCAGUAACGUACCUAGACCAUCACUUAAUGAUGCCAUCUCUGAUGCAUGGAAAUGAAGUUAUGUGAAAGACACAGAUCAGUGUGCACAUUCAGGUCUUUAGUGUUGUUCAGCUGGUUCUUUUCAAAUUCUGUAAAAUAUAAAGACUGCAAAGUGCACCCAAUGGCCACUUUAUUAAGUACAGCUGCUUGUUAAUGCCCGUAUCAGACAAUCAUGUGGCAACAACUCAGUGCAUAAAAACAUGCAGACAUGAUUAAGCUGGACCAGACAUCAGAAUGGGGAAGAAAUGUGAUCUAAGUGUCUUUGACUAUGGAAUAAUUGAAUUAAAUUGACUUUAUUUCUUACAUCCUUCACAUACAUGAGUAAAAAUCUUUAUAUUAUGUCUAAACGUUCAAUUUAUAGUCAUUUGUUAUAAAUAGUAUAUAUAACACAACAGUCGAUAUAGCAUAGAAAUACGAUUGUAUCAGCGUGAAUUAAUCAGUCUGAUGGCCUGGUGGAAGAAGCGGUUGGUGCCAGACAGGAUGGGUUGAGUAUCUCUGAAACUGCUGAGCUGGGAUUGCUAGAGUUGACAGAGACUGGCGGAGAAACGAAAAACACCCAGUAAGUGCUGGUUUAUUUUAUUUUUAUUUAGCAAUACAGUGCAGAGUAGGUCCUUCCGGCCCACAGAGCCACUCUGCCCUAGUAAUCCCAACAAAGCCAAUUAACCCUAUCAUUACCAUAAGACAAUUUACAAUAGCCAUUUAACCUACCAGUACGUUUUUGAAUUGUGGGAGGAAACCGGAGAACUUGGGAAAAACCCAUGCAUUCUAUGGGGAGGAUGUACAGACUCCUUACAGAAUAGUGCUGGAAUUCAACUCUGAACUCCCCGAGCUGUAAUGGCAUCAUGCGAACUGCUAUUCUACCAUGGUGCUGCCAUUCUGUGGAUGAAAACAACUUGGUAGUGAGAGAAUUCAGAGGGGAAUAGCCAGACUGGUUCAAGCUGACAAGGUGACAGUAACCACGCAUUACAACAAUGGUGUGUUGUAGAGCAUCUCUGAAUGCACAAUGCAUUGAACCUUGAAGAGGAUGGGCUGCAGCAGCUGAAGACCACACUGGGUUUCACUCCUUUAUCUAAUAAAGUGGCCAUUGAUGGUAUUUGAGCUUAUAGAAGGUAGAGAUCUUGUCUGUGAACCUUAUCACAUGAACUCUUUUCAGUAACAUAUCUAGACCAUCACUUUAAUGAUGCCAUCUGUGAUGCAUGGAAAUGAAGUUAUAUGAAAGACACAGAUCUGCACAUUCAGAUCUUUAGUGUUGUUCUGCUGGUUCUAUUCAAAUUGUGUGAACUGCGAAGACAGCAAUGUAUGGCCUGAUGCAUUCAAUUGUGUUAAUUCAAAGCUCCUUAAUAAGUUUUUUUUUCUAUGUAGAUGUUUCAAGAUGCCAAUAGAUCAGGUUUAAGCCUCGUAACAGAUUUUAUUAUAGUCCUUUAAAGGCUUGUAUUGAACUGCUGUAGUUUGAAUUUUCUGCAAAGUGUAUUUUAAUAAAUUAUUUUCUAUUCUA